Molecule: messenger RNA, 2820 nt
Organism: Auxenochlorella protothecoides
Lineage: Eukaryota; Viridiplantae; Chlorophyta; Trebouxiophyceae; Chlorellales; Chlorellaceae
Product: ALG-2 interacting protein X
Exons: 18
Biological process (GO): protein transport to vacuole involved in ubiquitin-dependent protein catabolic process via the multivesicular body sorting pathway
Cellular component (GO): endosome
Molecular function (GO): protein binding
Source: RefSeq, a predicted model, not a curated record
CCUCCCCCGCACCCGCGGCUGCGUCCUUCGGCCCUUGCCUUCCAGUAUGCUUGGCAACAACACAUCUCCCCCAAGUUGACGCAACUCUUCGGGCGCCUGGCUGCAGAACCGGAGGCGACGAAUCUGGCUCUGGCUCAGGCAUGGACAUACCUCCCGGUCCUGACUGAGGGCAGCAAGGCCCUUAAGACUGCAGAGAUGUGCUUGACCAACCACCAGCAGCUCAUCGACUUCCAGAUGCAGUGCCGCAACACGGGGGUGCAGCUGGGCUUCCUGGGACCCAUGGGCAAGGUCUGGGAGAACGGAUCUGUGCAAGUCGUUCAGGGCGCGGACUCGCUGCCCUCCGAGUGCCACCCGCGCGACCGCCUGAAGGGCGCUCUGUUGGAGAGCAUCGCCGAGAUCAUAUACAUCCCCAUCUACGACACCGCGGCGACGGUGUCCGGCGGCGUGCUGGCGGUGCUGGAGCUCAUGGUCUCCUCAGAUGCGCACGACCCGCAGGUGGUGGCCAACACCAUCGCCUGCGUGGCCCGCAUCCUGGAUUCCCUGGCCCUGCACCUGAGCUCCUCCGGAUCCACGGGCGAGUGCUGCCCCUGGCACAAGCACCCCGCCCAGCUGGCCGCCCGCGCCCGCGCGCUCAAGCCCCGCCGGCCGGAUCACUUCUGCUUGACCCACGACGCGAUGACCAGCACCAUCCUGUUGGCGGUGCACUGUAAGAAGGGGGAGUCUCUGGACCUGAGAAAGGCUGUGAACACGUAUGUGGCCGGCACCUACGGCGUGCAGGCGGCGGAGGAGGCUGGGGACGACAUGCAGGAGAUCCAGUCCCUGCGCGACGACAUCGUCAACCUGUCCGGCUCCCUGCAGCACCUGCGCCGCACGCUGUCCAAGUACUACCGCAUGCUGGCCCUGAUGGAGUCGCGCUUCCCCCUAUCCAGGUCUCAGGAGGGGGUCAACCUGACCUUCUCCUGGGCGGACGCCUUCAAGCCCUCCAAGCGCGCCGAGCAGGCCUCGCUCGACUUCGAGCGCGCCGCCAUCCUGUUCAACCUCGGCGCCGUGGCCUCGCAGCAGGGCCUGGCCUGCGAGCGCCGGUCCGAGGCGGGUCUGCGCGAGUCGGCGCGCGUGUUCCAGGAGGCGGCGGGCUACUUCGCGGCGCUGCGGGAGGGGCCGUGCCUCAGAAUUGAGCGCCCCGCGCCCAUGGACCUGACGCCCGAGGCGGCAGACAUGCUGUGCCACAUGAUGCUGGCCCAGGCGCAGGAGUGCGUGUUUGAGAAGGCCGCCGCAGACAGGAAGAGCCCGGCGCUGCUGGCCAGGCUGUCCAAGCAGGUGUCCAGCUACUAUGACGACUGCUCCCGCCUGCUGACGUCCGCGCCCCUCACCUCCCACUUUGACAAGUCAUGGGUGGCGCACGCCGGGGUCAAGUCCAUGCUGUACGAUGUGGAGGCCAUCGUGCAGAGCAGCGCGGCCCUGGCCGCCGCCGACCCUCUCGCCGGGGUGGCCCAGGAGAUUGCCCGUCUCAAGGCGGCCCAGAUCGUGCUGGCCCGGGCGCGCAAGGACGCCAAGGCCACCAGCAAGGAGCUGCAGGAGAACGUGGCCGCCAAGGAGAGCCAGGUGGCGCAGCGGCUGGCCAAGGCCGAGCGCGAGAACGCCACCGUGUACUUGCAGCGCGUGCCAGCCGAGGCGGACCUGCCCCCCAUCGCGCCGGCCUCCCUGGUGAAACCAGUGGCGCCCGCAGACCUGGAGGCGGUGGACGACGAGGUGAGAAACCUCUUCUCCUCCGUCAUCCCAGACGCCAGCGCCAAGGCGCUGUCUCGCUACACAGACAUGGUGGACAUCGUGAUCCGGAAAGCCACGGAGGCCCUGGACGCAGCAUCCGACGAGGCGCGGCUGCGGCUGAGGGAGUGGGACCUCCCCGAGGCGAGUGCCCUGGAGGCCGGCUCCGUGGCGGCGCUACCGGAUGCUGUCCGCGCCGAGCUUGAGGAUGUGGAGCGGAGUGGGGGCCUGAAGCACCUCCAGGAGGUGGCCCAGCAAGUGAAGGAGGUGCGCCGGGUGGCGGUGGAGGAGCUGCAGGCGGUGGCGCGGGACCUGGCCAACGAGGAGGCCGACGACGAGCAGCUGAGGGCUCACUACGGCUCGCGCUGGAACCGCGCACCCAGCUCGCAGCUCACGCGGGGCCUGCGCGACAGGGUGGCGGGGUACCAGUCCAACCUGGCGGUGGCUGGGGAGAGCGACUCCAGGUUGGAGCGCCGCCUGGCGGGGGAGUCUGCGGCCUUUGCUGCGCUGGGCAUCGAAGCCGCCGCUGCAGAGAUGCCGCGACUCCAGGCCCCGAUGCUGAGCGUGGACAACAUGGGGCCUGCUGCUGCAGUCACAACGCUGCGGACGGCGCUGGAGGGUCUGGACACCCUCAGCGCCCAGCGCGCCAGCCUGGAGGAGGGGCUCAAGGAACGCAAGCAGCGGGACAACGUCCUGCCCAAGCUCCUGGCCGCGCCACGGGAUGCUGAGGCGCUGUUCAGGGAGGAAAUCAAGAAAUACGACGACCUGGUGGACGAGGUGGACGCCAAUGUGGCCAAGCAGGGCCAGCUGCUGGCAGCCAUCAGGCCCGCGCUGGCGACCUACAAGGCCGACUACGGCUACGAGGACUGGAAGCGGGCCUGCAACGGUGCUGCCGCGGGCAUCAGGCAGCAGUGUGCACGCUUCAAGGAGCUGCAGGACAACCUGGCAGAGGGCCUGAGAUUCUACAUGAGCCUGCAGGAAGCCAUCGCGCAGCUGCGCCAGCAUGUCGGGGAUCACAUCCUCACACGUCGUAUGCAACGGUGCGGGAGCGAGUGA